This is a messenger RNA of Aspergillus pseudonomiae, 458 nucleotides long. RefSeq lists its product as uncharacterized. Lineage: Eukaryota; Fungi; Ascomycota; Eurotiomycetes; Eurotiales; Aspergillaceae. Bases 185 to 367 code for a protein of 60 amino acids. The transcript has a single exon. The record is from RefSeq and is a predicted model, not a curated record.
CGACGAUCUAUAUCUAAACACUUUUUACUUGAACGUAUACAUUGCCUCUCUAAUCUAUAAAGUAGUGUAUGUACUACUACUAUUAUCCCUCUAGUACCGCCCAACUACUGAACGCAAGAUCUAAGAUUUGCAGCGGUGAGCAUACUAGUAUGGUCACCAUCAGGGAAGACAUUGUUUAGCUAGCAUGCUGCUCUUUCUGCCCAAUUAUUGUAAAGCGGGUGCGUCGGUCGUACCGCUACUCUAUCUCAUUCCGAUGUUCGCUGAUCACGUAGUCGCACAUACAUUCCUACACUACCGGUUGGUACGGUCUUGUGGAAGAAUGGAGAACCUGCCUGAUUCCUCUAAGUUAUGGCGAGUGGCUACCUAAUAUAUGCACAAAGGAUAUGGGAUCAUGUGAUAGGUAGGGGGUGUCACCCCACUACAAUAUCAAGAGUCCUGUUUACCCUCAUCCAAUUUUG